Messenger RNA from Aspergillus wentii DTO 134E9, 2215 nucleotides. Its product is annotated as homeobox domain-containing protein. NCBI's taxonomy places the organism in Eukaryota, Fungi, Ascomycota, Eurotiomycetes, Eurotiales, Aspergillaceae. Gene Ontology annotation, biological process: cell differentiation; regulation of transcription by RNA polymerase II. The transcript has 3 exons. Bases 173 to 1948 code for a protein of 591 amino acids. The record is from RefSeq and is a predicted model, not a curated record. Gene Ontology annotation, molecular function: DNA-binding transcription factor activity, RNA polymerase II-specific; RNA polymerase II cis-regulatory region sequence-specific DNA binding.
CUUCUCUAGAUCUUUCUUCUCCCUUUCCUAGGCAAGGGUCUCCAGCAAGGGUCUCGUUCUUUCUUUCUUUCUUUCUUCUUUCUGUCUGCUGUCUGUUUCUGAUAGAGUAUUCCACUCACUACUACCCUUCGAGUCUACUCUAUCGUCUUAAUGAUCCGAUCUUGACUCCGCCAUGUCUGACCCGGAGCCUUCUGUUGCGGCACCCUCUUCCUCUCCGCCAUCAGUUCAGGCAUCCGAGUCUGCUGCUGCUGCUCUCAAUUACGCCUUUCUCGUCCAUUCUCAAAAGACCCUCACCCAGAACCUUCCCCCGCGCGUCGAUAACAAAUUGCUCGCCCGUCAGAAACGUCGUCGAACUAGUCCCGAAGACCAUGCAAUCCUCGAGGCUGAAUAUCAACGUCACCCCAAACCCGACAAGGCGGCCCGCGCUAGUAUAGUCAGUCGCGUCUCUCUGGGCGAAAAGGAAGUGCAGAUCUGGUUUCAAAAUCGUCGUCAAAAUGAUCGCCGGAAAUCUAAACCUCUUCAACCUCACGAACUUCUCGCUCCCCGAUCUGGCGAUUCCGAUCCGUUAAGACAACCCGCCAGCGACGAUAUUUCUGCAGAGCCGGGCUCUUCUAGCGGGGCGGAACUUGAUGAUCAUGACCAGGGCAAGGAUCUUGCGGCACGGUUGCCGGAGGAAGGAGUGCAGUCAUCUUUUGAGUCGGACGUCGUUGCUGGAGACAAGGACGAGCCUGAGCAGAUUCUCCCGAGCUCUCAAACAAGUGUGGAGUCUGCGUCUUCCGACAACAAACUCCAGCAAUCACAACCCUCGAACGAAAUACCCACAGAGUCCGAUCCAGCUCAGAACCCCAGUCAAGUACAAACCGAAGAAUCGCACCCGAACUCGGCCAAGAGGAAGCGAUCUGUUACGGAUCUGCGUGGUGAUGGCUCGGAUGCACAGCUGCCAUCGGGAGCAGGUCAGCUACAGAACAUAAGAUCACCGCCAUCGUUACGACUGUCGCUGUCCUUCGACGGGGAAGCGAUGGUACGGAAGGAGGACGAAAUGACACCGUCUCCCCCCAAAGGACGGAAUUCCCUCAGGAUUGCCAUGUCCUCGGACGGAAAAGCAGUCAUCCGUGCUGAUGAUGAGCCUUCCCCGUCCAAAAACCGCAUUUCCAUGUUUUCGACUCGAAAGUCCCGAUUUGCAGGGCUCCGAAGGAGCAACAGUGCGGUCGUCCUUGCAACACCGCGGGCUGGUAUGCCGGAGAAGGAGAGGACUUUCGGAAGAUCACGCGACCCCCGUAACUGGGAGUCUUUCUUCGACACCGAUGCAAGAAGCGCCUUGUCGACACCAACUAGUGCCCAAAGUGCACCCCACAUGGAUUCCCCUGGACUUUUCCGCUCUCGGGGCCAGCGUUCUUUGACUCGAAGCUUGUCAGCGAGACAAAAUGCCCUGGCAUCUAGAAAUCCGGAUCUAUUGAACACACCGGUGCCUCAACAAGCAGGGGAAAAGAGACGAAAGAUCUCGCGCACCGUUUCGUCGCUGGGUCGGCUCGAGAGCCGAGGGGCCUUGAACGACAAGACUCCCUCGCAGAAAAGCUCCAAGUUAUUUUCAAGUAGCAAAAAAGACGAUGAGGACUUGGAGCUGCAACUUGGCGAUUCCGACAAGGAGAACUGGAUUCCGGGAACCAGAACCUCCCAUGUCCGUCGACGGGCUGCUUCUCAUAAUACUCAACGACCGGUGCUUAAAGAAGCCAAUGGCAGAGAAGGCCGAGCCAAUAAAAAUCUCACAACUGCAGGCAGACGAUCCCGCCUAACGCAGGGGUCACAGCACAAAGCCGGUGGCAAGUCCAUGCCGGAGCUGGGAGCUGAUAUUUCUGCAUUCAUGGCUGGUGGAAACGGUGCCAGUCAAGAGGAAGACCUCGAUUGCAUCCAAGGCUUAUUAUCACUGAGCCAAGGUGCAUGGAAAUAGGAGGUCUUCAACCCCCUAUCUCUUCGAUACGACAUUUCCUUUGUCCCAUUCCCUUUGUCACUUUUUUCUUCUUCUUUUUUAUUCCCUUGUUCAAAUGUUUGGAAGCUGCAAGCUAGCAAGCGGCAAUUGCAUGUAUGAUGUGUGAGUGAUGCUCAUCUUGUAACGAUUCAACUGUCAUUCCCCCUCUGUUUGGUCCAGCUCUUGACCACUGUCUAUCAUUGAUGAUGAAGCCUGCCUGUAUCGAGUCGGGCUGUAUAGAUAUCCAGA